AAAUACAGACAUACAUUGGAGUACAUAGUGAUUCGGACAGAGACAGAGACAGCACCUAAAAUUGAGACGAUUCACCUACACUAACCACCCUUUCACAUGAGCUCCAUUGGAUUUGGAGCUCGCAUUAAAAAUGGCCGCCACACCAACCACUCACAACCUGCUCUUCUUCACCAGCUACAGCUUGUUCAGGUCAUCAUGGCCUUGUUCUUCUCAGAAGAUUAGUCCUCGGAAGAGCAGGGUCCCAAUCUCGGUGGAACUCUCUUACUCCUACUCCUAUUCAAGAUUCAAUUGCUCCACCAAAUCAACGGACGAGAGCGAGCCGGAAACAUUGACCGCCGAUAGUGAUGAUGAAGCGUCCAUCAAGGACGACCCUCAGCUUUCAACUCCAAUAGAUUCGCAGCAGAGGAUCGCAACCUCUUCCGGUGAAUCUCUUUCCCUUGGAAUUCGAGAGCCAGUUUACGAGGUGGUUGAAGUGAAGUCGAAUGGGAUGGUUUCUACUAGAAAAAUAAACAGACGGCAGCUCUUGAAGUCAAGUGGUCUUCGUCCUCGAGAUAUCCGGAGCGUUGAUCCAUCAUUGUGGUUGAUAAAUUCGAUGCCUUGUUUGCUGGUCCGUGAGCAUGCUAUUCUAUUGAAUUUGGGGUCAUUACGGGCAAUAGCAAUGCAAGAGCGUGUUCUUAUAUUUAACUAUAACCGUAAAGCAGGAAAAGCUUUUAUAGAUGCGUUGUUACCUCGCUUGAACCCUAAAAACAUGAAUGGAGUGCCAUCGAUGCCAUUCGAACUUGAGGUUGUUGAAGCAGCCUUAAAUUCAAGAAUACAGAGACUGGAGCAGACAUUAAUGGAUUUAGAACCACGUGUUCAAUCUUUACUUGAGGUUUUACCAAACCGUUUAACAGCUGUCAUAUUGGAGCAACUUCGCAUUAGCAAGCAGAACUUGGUUGAAUUGGGUUCAAGGGCAGGGGCUCUUAAACAAAUGUUGCUUGAUAUUCUAGAGGACCCUCAUGAAAUACGUCGUAUCUGUAUCAUGGGAAGAAAUUGCACACUUAGAAAAGGAAAUGAUGAAAUGGAAUGCUCUGUUCCUCUAGAAAAACAGAUUGCCGAGGAAGAGGAGGAAGAAAUCGAAAUGCUUUUGGAAAAUUAUCUUCAAAGAUGUGAAUCUUGUCAUGGUCAAGCAGAAAGACUUCUUGACUCUGCAAAAGAAAUGGAAGAUUCAAUAGCUGUCAACUUAAGUUCUCGGAGGCUUGAGGUUAGCAGAGUGGAAUUGCUGCUUCAGGUUGGCACGUUUUGUGUCGCACUGGGUGCUUUGGUUGCAGGUAUAUUUGGCAUGAACUUGAAGUCCUAUCUUGAAGAACGUGUGUUCGCAUUUUGGCUGACAACAGCAGGAAUUAUUUUCGGCGCAGUGGUGGCUUUUUUUCUUAUGUACUCAUACCUCAGGGUUAGGAAGAUAUUAUAAGCUUCAGAGUGAUUCAAGUGUGAUGCCAGAAAUCUUGGAUUAUUCAACACCCAACACACAAGGGACCAUAAUAUAUUGUAUUAUAGCGUUUACUUUUGUUGUAUGGUUGGACAAAUGUAGAUGUAUAAACAGAGCUGUAGUUACUCCUACAAGAUUGUAGCGAAGUACAGUGGGUGUUCAUCAUUUUUAUACUUUGAAUAUUGCAAGGAGAAGAGAAGCACAAUCCCCUUCAACGUCCUCAUUGGGUUGCUACUGCUCCUCUGUAUGCCAUUCAUGAUUCAUGAAGAGAAGGCUAGUGCCGGUUGGAAUGGUUAUUACUCUACAAUUAUAGGCAUCAGUGACUAUUUUGGAGAGAAAAUACGUGGAUGGUGGGAUCACAAAUAAUUUGUAGUAAUAGAAUCACGUGUAUCUCAAGUGUGUUCUAAACCAUCCUACAAGUCGCGGGGUUUAGGGAAGUGUGUUUAACAUUUAGUGAUAAGAGGUGUCUCUGUCACUUAAAAUUUUAUCUUAUUUUAAUUCAAUUGAAUAAGCACUUAAUAUGUUCAGAAUUAA
This is a messenger RNA of Cornus florida, 2002 nucleotides long. RefSeq names its product magnesium transporter MRS2-11, chloroplastic. The coding region runs from base 131 to 1450 and encodes 439 amino acids. The record is from RefSeq and is a predicted model, not a curated record. Gene Ontology annotation, biological process: magnesium ion transport. The transcript has 14 exons. Lineage: Eukaryota; Viridiplantae; Streptophyta; Magnoliopsida; Cornales; Cornaceae. Gene Ontology annotation, molecular function: magnesium ion transmembrane transporter activity.